AUGGAGUUUGAAGCAAAUGUCGUUACCAUUCAACUGCUCAAGUUUGUGGACGUUGAGCGUCAACCUGCUGCUCGUGAAGGUACGCAUUUGGGGUUGGCUGUGACGAGAUGGGAACACCACAACGGCCAAGUCCUGUUAUCGAUAGGGACCUCCGAGGCUGGCCGUAUCAGUAAGAGGUACCGUCCAGAAUGGACCAUAGCAGAAACGCCAUCACGUGUUCUGAAGCCAACAGGAGAGGACUCCUUUUUCGCAGAGACGCUCUCCACAGAUCGAACAAUGCGAACAUGCCUGACCUUGCGUCCGGCUCAGGCUGUAGAUGACCACUGGCCUUACCAAAAGAUUGUGACCCUUGUGGAGAUCGGCGAAGGGCUAAACGGCUAUCCCAAUAUUAUCCACGGCGGGAUGGCAGCAACUCUACUGGACGAAGUUUCUGGUGUUCUGUUACAGAUCAACACAGCGGCUCAGCUAGAAAGGAUGAAGCGACAAAAUCCCAGCGGCUCCCAUGUGCAGCCCAGUUAUUUCACUGCGUACCUGAAUACAUCCUACCGCUUACCGGUACCUACUCCUGGCGUUAUACUCUGCACUGCCAAAUUGGAACGAACCGAGGGCAGAAAGGUCUGGCUGCGAGCUACUAUUGAAGAUGGUGCAGGGACGGUCUUCACAGUUGGAGAGUGCAUGUUUCUGGAGAUGAAAAACAAGCUCUGA
Messenger RNA from Plenodomus lingam JN3, 705 nucleotides. The record is from RefSeq and is a predicted model, not a curated record. NCBI's taxonomy places the organism in Eukaryota, Fungi, Ascomycota, Dothideomycetes, Pleosporales, Leptosphaeriaceae.